Messenger RNA from Hemibagrus wyckioides, 908 nucleotides. RefSeq names its product troponin I, fast skeletal muscle-like. Gene Ontology annotation, biological process: muscle contraction. Gene Ontology annotation, cellular component: troponin complex. The record is from RefSeq and is a predicted model, not a curated record. The transcript is spliced from 7 exons. NCBI's taxonomy places the organism in Eukaryota, Metazoa, Chordata, Actinopteri, Siluriformes, Bagridae. Bases 143 to 673 code for a protein of 176 amino acids.
UGCUGAGCCAUCAGUGGAGUCCAUAUAUAUCCUAUUUAACUUUUCCUUCUCUCGGUGGGCUCAAUCAGUCUUUCCUGUCCUUUUGCCAAGUGUGUUCUGCCCUCGCUCCUGUGCAUAGGGUGUGAGCACAACAACUGCCAAGAUGUCGGAGAAAAAGUUGACAUCCAGCCGCAGGUAUCACUUGAAGAGCCUGCUGCUAUCCAUUGCCGCUGGCUUGCUGGAGGCUGAAGCCAAGCAGCUUGUGGAGGAUAAGGAGUCUUACAUAAAUGAACACUGCCCACCACUGGAACUUCCAGGCUCUGUGCAGGAGCUGCAGGACCUGUGCAAGAAGCUCAAUCAGAGCAUUGACAAGGCUGAUGAGGAAAGGUAUGACAUGGAGGCUAAGGUUGCAAAGACAAACAAGGAGAUUGAUGACUUGAGGAUUAAAGUUCAGGACCUGAAGGGCAAGUUUAAGAAGCCUGUGCUGAGGAAGGUGCGCAUGUCUGCUGAUCAGAUGCUUCAGGCUCUGCUCGGCUCCAAACACAAGGUGUCUCUGGAUCUGAGAGCCAACCUGAAACAAGUGAAGAAGGAGGUUAAGGAAGAGUCCGCAGAACAAGUUGGUGACUGGCGUAAGAACAUUGAGGAUAAGGCUGGUAUGGACGGCAGGAAGAAGAUGUUUGAGUCCGAGGCUUAAGAAGGAAUAGUGAUUAUCAUCUGAUCUUAAUCUUAAUUUAUCUCUGGCAGUUGUUCUGUAAUCCCCCACACACUGUUGUUUCAAUAAAGGUGGUUUACUGGUCAUUUUUCACAUUUUUUUUACACGUCAUGUGUAUGAUAUACAGUAAAAUACAUAUUGUAUACAGUGUACCGAAAUAUAUAUGUGCCCUUUAUUGUUGCUCAUGCAUAAACCAAAUAAAAAUGGUUUAAAAGAA